AUGGCAAUUUACCCAAAAAAAAUGCAGUCUUGAAUCGAUAGACUCGUCCGGUUCGUUAGCCGGCUUAAAACCCUUGAAAAACCCUUGCGAAUGUCUUGUUCUGAUACAUGGUUCCAUAGCUCAUAAUCUUCUUCAGACUUGUUUACUAUUUUCAAAUGUCAAUUUCUCUUUCUUCCCAAUUGUUCUUCCCUCAACAAGCUUCUUCAUUGAAACAACUGGGAAAGCAAAGGGUUUCUGGGUUAUGGAGAAACACACAGAUUGUGAAGAAAUUUGUGGUGAGAGCAGGGCCAAAGAGGAUGUCUUUUGACAAAGAAUGCAGAGAGGCUUUACUUGCUGGGAUUGACAAGCUUGCUGAUGCUGUUUCUGUUACCUUAGGUCCUAAAGGGCGCAACGUUGUGCUUUCAGAAUCUGGGACGCUAAAAGUUAUCAAUGAUGGUGUUACAAUUGCUCGGGCCAUAGAGCUCGCAGAUGCAAUUGAAAAUGCAGGAGCAGUGCUAAUCCAAGAGGUUGCUACCAAGACAAAUGAUUUAGUUGGUGAUGGUACUACGACUGCAAUCAUAUUGGCUCGAGAGAUGAUCAAAUCUGGGUUGCUAGCUGUUUCUUUUGGUGCUAACCCCGUUUCUUUGAAGAAAGGAAUGGACAAGACUGUAAAAGAAUUAGUCAAUGUUCUAAGGAAUAAAAGUUGUCCUGUAAAAGGGAGGGAUGAUAUAAAAGCCAUAGCUUCAAUAUCUGCUGGAAAUGAUGAUUUCAUUGGGAACUUAAUUGCUGAAGCUAUAGAUAAGAUUGGUCCUGACGGAGUAGUCUCUAUUGCAUCUUCCUCAUCGUCCGAAACCUCUGUGAUGGUUGAAGAAGGAAUGAAGAUUGACAAGGGAUACAUGUCACCCCAGUUCAUAACCAACCAGGACAAAUCAAUAGUGGAGUUUGAAAAUGCAAAAGUCCUGGUGACUGAUCAAAAGAUAUCAAAUGUUAAAGAGAUUGUUCCUUUACUAGAAAAGACUACCCAAUUAAGUGUCCCACUGCUAAUAAUUGCCGAGGACAUCUCAAGGCAAGUACUGGAAACACUUAUUGUGAACAAAAUGCGAGGCAUGCUUAAUGUUGCUGUCGUGAAGUGUCCAGGAUUUGGAGAAGGAAAGAAAGCCCUGUUGCAAGAUAUUGCCCUUAUGACAGGUGCUGAUUUUCUCUCUGGAGAUUUGGGCCUGACCCUUGAAGGUGCAACCUCAGAUCAGCUUGGUAUUGCACGAAAAGUAACCAUAACAAGUAAUUCAACAACUAUUGUUGCUGACCCUUCUACCAAAGCUGAAAUUCGGGCAAGAAUUUCACAGAUAAAGAAAGAUCUAGCCGAAACAGAUAGUGCAUCUCUGUCUCGAAAGCUCUCUGAAAGAAUUGCGAAACUCUCUGGAGGUGUAGCUGUAAUUAAGGUAGGGGCACACACAGAGAUGGAACUUGAAGAUCGGAAGCUAAGAAUUGAGGAUGCGAAAAAUGCCACAUUUGCUGCCAUGGAUGAAGGUAUAGUACCAGGUGGUGGGGCAACAUAUGUACAUCUAUCAGAACAAAUUUCCAUUAUAAAGAACUUCUUGGAAGAUCCAGAUGAGCAGAUUGGUGCUGACAUUGUCGGGAUGGCACUGCUUGCUCCUGCAAAAUUGAUUGCAAGUAAUGCAGGAGUUGAUGGAGCAGUAGUUGUGGAGAAGAUUCGGGCUUGUGACUGGCAAGUUGGAUACAAUGCAAUGACGGGCAGAUAUGAAGACCUCGUCGCUGUUGGCGUGGUUGAUCCUUGUCAGGUUUCAAGGUGUGCUCUUCAGAAUGCAGUCUCUGUUGCCGGUGUGGUCCUAACAACUCAAGCCAUAUUGGUGGAGAAAACACGCAAGCCCAAGCCGCCUGUUCCCAUUGUUCCUGGAAUAACUCCUUAAAAAAGCGGUAAAAUGAGGAAAAUCCAAAGCUUUUGAUGAGAGAUGAGAACGAAGCUAACUGACUUGUGUUUUUGAUGGUUCAAGUCAAAACUUCAUCCUGAAUUGGGUUGGUGUGCACCUAGAAUUGGAGGUGGCAAAGAUUACACUCUUCUACGUGCAUAGAAUCAAAUCACAAAAUCAGACAUAUCCUAGUGUGAUUGAAUUAAGUGCACUUAGAAAUUUUCGAGGUUACUACCAAGCUAGGGAACUCGGCUUUUUAUUUGGAUUACUGGAGCAUGAAAUGCCUUCUCAGAAGCAUGAGUAAUGUAUUCCUGUUGUUGUUGUCAACUUCUAUGUUGUUUCAAUGGAUGUGAAAAAAAUUUCUAUUUCCCUGAGCAUCAGGGAAUUUUUCAA
Molecule: messenger RNA, 2300 nt
Organism: Camellia sinensis
Lineage: Eukaryota; Viridiplantae; Streptophyta; Magnoliopsida; Ericales; Theaceae
Product: chaperonin 60 subunit alpha 2, chloroplastic
Biological process (GO): protein refolding
Molecular function (GO): ATP binding; ATP-dependent protein folding chaperone
Source: RefSeq, a predicted model, not a curated record